UUCAGGACUAAGUCUGCACUGGAGGAAAAUAACUGCAAGGGAGAACCACUAAUCACACCUCCGUGCGGGACCUAACUCCGGGGAGCAGCGUGGGCCGCCACCCCCAGGAUAUUCCUGCCUCCAACCUAAAGUGAUUCCUCCUGGAACGGUUCAGUCGCCCCUGCAGUUCACCUUUGCCUGCAGUUAACAAGCGUGCAAUUUGGGUUUAAUGGAGCUGGGUUUAUUGUUCCUCUUUGGACUUACAAUUACGUCGACUGCAGGGUCCGCGCUGCCCCGGCCUCGCUCCCUGCUGCUGCCGGCCGGCGGCGAGCCGCGCUCGGCGGCGCUGGGGCAGAAGGAGCGGGAGGAGAGCGAAGCGGCGGCGCUGCCGGGCGGCGGCAGGGCCAAGGUGGACGGCGGGGCGCUGCGGCGCCGAGCGCGGCGCUGCACUUGCUACACCUACAAGGACAAGGAGUGCGUCUACUACUGCCACCUCGACAUCAUCUGGAUCAACACCCCCGAGAGGACUGUGCCAUAUGGGCUGUCUAACUACAGAGGCAGUUUCAGAGGCAAAAGGUCUACAGGCCAGAUUCAAAGUACUUUCCAGUCUUCAUUUCGGUGUUCUUGUUUGGAUGCUCAUGACAAACAGUGUAUGCAGUUUUGCAGAAGAAUGCAAGACAGAAGAAGAAAUCAUGGAUCAAUGAAAAAGACAGAGGAGAAGGACCAACACAGGGAAGAGGAACACACAGUACCACAGAGAGUUCGGAAGAUUCUGAACAGUCAGGUAUGCUACAGAUGUUUAAUGUUGAAAAGAACUAAUUUUCCAUAAAUUUUCUUUGUAUUUGCAGGACUCUAAAUUCUUUCAACUGAAUGUUAUCACUUCUUGCUAAAUAAGGGCAGAA
Gymnogyps californianus (California condor) is the source of this 881-nucleotide messenger RNA. RefSeq names its product endothelin 3 (gene EDN3). The record is from RefSeq and is a predicted model, not a curated record. The coding region runs from base 209 to 808 and encodes 199 amino acids. Gene Ontology annotation, cellular component: extracellular region. NCBI's taxonomy places the organism in Eukaryota, Metazoa, Chordata, Aves, Accipitriformes, Cathartidae. Gene Ontology annotation, biological process: intracellular calcium ion homeostasis; regulation of vasoconstriction; regulation of systemic arterial blood pressure by endothelin. The transcript has 4 exons. Gene Ontology annotation, molecular function: endothelin B receptor binding; hormone activity.